Messenger RNA from Aspergillus fischeri NRRL 181, 933 nucleotides. Its product is annotated as nucleoside transmembrane transporter FUN26. Gene Ontology annotation, molecular function: nucleobase transmembrane transporter activity; nicotinamide riboside transmembrane transporter activity. Gene Ontology annotation, cellular component: plasma membrane; fungal-type vacuole membrane. The record is from RefSeq and is a predicted model, not a curated record. Bases 1 to 933 code for a protein of 310 amino acids. NCBI's taxonomy places the organism in Eukaryota, Fungi, Ascomycota, Eurotiomycetes, Eurotiales, Aspergillaceae. Gene Ontology annotation, biological process: nucleoside transmembrane transport. The transcript has a single exon.
AUGAAAUAUGUCGAUGUUAAAGCCUACUUCAGCUUUCUGAUGUUCAUGGUAUUUGGGGCAAGCUUAGCAACCGGCAUCAAUCAGAAUGGCGUCUUUGCCUACGUGUCUGGGUUCGGGAGAGAAGAAUAUACACAAGCCAUUAUGGCAGGACAGGGAGUAGCUGGCGUGCUUCCGUGUGUGGUGCAAAUUAUCUCUGCUUUGGCAGUGCCGGAGAGAAAGGGACAAAACAUGCCUCAGGCUUCAUCAAAGUCCGCAUUUAUGUAUUUCAUUACAGCCACCGCCAUUGCUGCUAUUUCGCUGGUCGCCUUCCUUUCCCUUGUCAGACGACGGUCGGGUACAUCCCUACAGUUGCCAGAGGAACAACACGACUCAAUCUCCUCUGGUUAUGCUCAUAAGACGGUGAGUCUCUGGGUUUUGUUCAAGAAGCUACGGUUUCUUGCAUCGGCUCUAUUCCUUUGCUUUGCCAUUACUAUGGUGUACGCAGUCUUCACCGCAGAAAUUGAGUCCGUACAUCAGAAUCCCAAUCGUUCCCGGUUAUUCUCUCGAGAAGUCUUCAUUCCAGUGGCUUUUCUCUUUUGGAAUGCCGGUGAUCUAAUUGGGAGAAUGUCAGUCAUCAUCCCCAGUCUUUCAUUAGCCCAUCGUCCUUGGGUCCUUUUCGUCAUUUCCGUGACCCGCCUUGGGUUCAUCCCACUUUACCUGCUUUGUAACAUUGGAGGGAGAGGGGCCAUUGUACAGAGUGAUUUCUUUUAUCUCUUCGUCGUGCAGCUUUUGUUCGGGGUUUCCAAUGGAUACCUUGGCAGCAGCUGUAUGAUGGGAGCUGGUCAAUGGGUUUCUGUGGAUGAACGAGAGGCCGCUGGUGGGUUCAUGAGCAUGGUCCUUGUGGGUGGCUUGGCUGCAGGAAGUCUCAUGAGCUUCCUUGUCGCCAACAUAUGA